This is a messenger RNA of Penaeus vannamei (Pacific white shrimp), 1152 nucleotides long. NCBI's taxonomy places the organism in Eukaryota, Metazoa, Arthropoda, Malacostraca, Decapoda, Penaeidae. The record is from RefSeq and is a predicted model, not a curated record.
AUGUUACAAAAUAAAAAUUCAAUAGGAGAUGCCGGGGUAAUCAUUGAGAUCGACGAGAAGCUGCUCAACAUUGAAAGAUUGUGGCGCGAUAUGAAACAUUGGGUUAAAAGGCCCGGAAUAAAAGCAGGGUAUUAUGUAUUUUGUAACAGCCGUAUGGGCACUUCUGGGAAAAGUACGGCACCCAGCCUUCCCUCUUGCUCGAUCUUUGCCGUACAUGGCCUCAUUUUGGAGGCCAUGAAAUGCCCAAAAUGCGACGGCGAAUGCCGUCGCGAUGAUAAUAUAAAUUCAUUCAGGUGCGACAAGACCCCCCCAAAAAAUAAUCGAAAAGUUAGAUGCAAUUUCAAAAAAUCACUUUUUAAGAACACCUGGUUUGAUAAUAGUAAGCUCGAUUUUGAAACUAAUUUAAAAUUUGUAAAUUUGUAUCUGCGAGAGAGGUUUUCUUACGCAUCUGCACGGAGCGAGUUUAAUUUCCCAAACCGGACUAUUUGCGAUUGGGCGAGCUUCUGCCGGGAGGUUUUAAUUAUCUGGCGUUUUGAAAAUCAAUCCGACAAAAUUGGUGGGUCAGGGGAAAUUGUCGAGAUUGAUGAAUCUAAAUUUGGUAAACGUAAAUAUAACGUAGGUCGUGUAAUAGAAGGUCAGUGGGUUUUUGGAGGAGUAUGCCGCAAGAGUAGGGAUUUUUUCCUCGUUGCCGUGGAGACGCGUGACACACUUUUGCUUAAAGUAAUUAAAGAGCGUAUCCACCCAGGGACAACGGUCAUUAGUGAUUGUUGGAAGGCAUACAACUGCUUGGAGAAAGAGGGCUAUCAACAUUUAACUGUGAAUCAUUCAUAUAAUUUUGUUGACCCCAAAAGUAAAGCGCACACAAACACGAUCGAGCGGAAAUGGAGGGAAGCGAAGAUCAAAGUGCCCCGCUUCGGCAGGAGGACAUACCACUUCGCCGGGUACUUGGCUAAGGCCAUUUUUCAAAUCAUGUACCCGGCGGAGAACAAAAGAUUCCAUCAGUUCCUCCUUGCCGCAGCUCGCCUGUACCCUCCGCACUGACGGUAUGUGUUAAAUGUAUUGAUAAUGUGAUUUGGUUAUAAUUAGACAUCGUGCUAAUAAGGGGUGUGGUAAAUUAUUUUGGGCAAUCCUAAUUAAGGCAGCCGCGGAAAG